Helobdella robusta is the source of this 915-nucleotide messenger RNA. RefSeq lists its product as hypothetical. The transcript is spliced from 7 exons. Gene Ontology annotation, molecular function: glutamate-gated receptor activity; transmitter-gated monoatomic ion channel activity involved in regulation of postsynaptic membrane potential. The annotation marks the transcript as partial. Lineage: Eukaryota; Metazoa; Annelida; Clitellata; Rhynchobdellida; Glossiphoniidae. Gene Ontology annotation, biological process: synaptic transmission, glutamatergic; monoatomic ion transport; modulation of chemical synaptic transmission. The record is from RefSeq and is a predicted model, not a curated record. Gene Ontology annotation, cellular component: postsynaptic membrane; plasma membrane.
ACCGAUGAACAGACCCGGAUUGACGCAGGCCUCACUGGCAGCAUAGCAUUCGACAAUCGUGGCUUUCGGAAGGAUUAUAAGUUGGGUGUCUUUGAGAUGCUGACCGAUGGAGAACUUGAAAAUAUCGGGGUAUGGGACUCGAACAAGGGCCUAGAGAUAACAAAGAUCACCAAUAACAAAAAGCCGGCCACUAACGAUACGGCCAACAGAACGAGAAUCGUAACUACCAUAGAGUCGAAACCCUACUAUAUGCCGAAGAGGCAGACCGACGAGUCUGGUGACCUUUACGAGGGUUACGCGGCCGACCUCGCCCAAGAGGUAGCCAACGACCUGAAGUUCCAGUACAAGAUCCAGCUGGUGAAGGACAUGAAGUACGGAGAGAGGAUGGCUGACGGCACGUGGAACGGCAUGGUCGGAGAACUCACUAGGAAGGAGGCAGACUUGGCCAUCGCUCCCCUGACGAUCACCUCCAUCAGAGAGAGGGUCAUCGACUUCAGCAAGCCCUUCAUGAGCCUUGGCAUCUCCAUCAUGAUUAAAAAGCCGGAGAAACAAAAACCAGGUGUGUUCAGCUUCAUGGAGCCACUGUCGCAAUCCAUCUGGUACUGCAUCGUCAUCUCUUAUCUCGGGGUCAGCCUAGUUCUCUUUCUGGUGUCGAGGUUCUCUCCCAAUGAGUGGCAGAUCGAGGAAACGAGCUACCAGGGAGGGCUCUCCUUCACCAAUGACUUCACCCUCCUCAACAGUCUGUGGUUCUCGCUGGGGGCCUUUAUGAGGAGAGGCUGUGAUGUCUGCCCGAGAUCAUUAUCAGGACGCAUCGUGGGCAGUGCCUGGUGGUUCUUCACCCUCAUCAUCAUCUCGUCCUACACCGCCAACCUGGCCGCCUUCUUAACGGUGAGCAGUUUUGGAGAAGCUGUUUGA